AUGACUCGAUUUCCUGGUCGACACUCCAAACGACAAGAUGAAGAAGAAGGAAGAGCGACUCAAGAUUCGGAAGAUGAUAGAAGAGAACAAGAUGCUUUCCGAAUACAUUCAAUUGUAAAGAUGAUGGUGGAUAUUAACAGUCGGAUGUUAUUCCUCUUGUUCAUAUUUGUCAUCAUAUUCAUUACAAAUGGUCAACAACAAUCACGCCGGUCCAUGGUGACAAUUGUAUUAUUUGUUGAUUAUCACGAUCCGACAUUAAAUUAUCAUAUACAAUCGUCAAUUGCUGAAUAUGAACAAGAAUGGAUCAUUUCGUCGAUUUAUUUACAAACAAACACAAAGUUGACUAUUGAAACAAUAACAUAUCAAUCUCAAAAUCAACUGAAGCUAUUCGAAAAAAUAUGUUAUUUUCUCAAUUCAACGACUUAUUUAUUUGGCAUCACACAUUUUCGAUAUCAAUCGCCGACGUUUAUUCAUAAAAUUCUGUCUCAAAUGCAUAUUCCGCACAUGAGUGUGUCCAUGGUGACAAACAGUUCGAUGAAUAGUUACACAUUACAAAUGCAAACAAGUUCGGAACACUUCAGUAUGGCUAUACGUGAUCUAAUUGAUCAUUUCGAUUGGGGUUAUGAUCAUAAUGAAUUAGUUUUUAUCUACGAAAAGCAAUCGAGUUUAGAUCUUUUGUCGGAUGUUUUACGAGUGAAAAAUAAUCGUCAACCGACAGUUAAACUGAAGGCAUUGGCAUUGGAUUCCAAAGAAUUUGUUCGGCCUCGUUCAAUAUCGAGAGAAGUGGGAAAUAAAGCUGAUACAACAAAGAAGAUUAUCGUUGCGAUCACACAAAAAUCGCUCGAUCAGUUUCUCACUGAAGCACACCGAUUGGGCAUUGUCAGUACUUAUUAUCAUUUAUUGAUUGUCGGAGUUGAUGCAACACAAUUAAAUUGGACACAUUUAUACGAGAAUGGUGUUCAGUUAACUAGUUUACAGUUAACAUCCAACAAAACAAAUGCGAACUAUCGCAUUGAAUUAGCGUUGAUUAAAGAUGCGUUUGAUGCCGUGAAGUACAUUCUACGGCAACUGUUAUUUGAAGAUGAUUUUCCUAAAGAUCAAUAUCUUCAUCAACAGGAAUGUUCCUGGAGUAAAAUGUUAACAUUGAAUUCCUAUGUGGCAUUCAAACAACACGUUGGAGAACGAUUAUUGGAUAUAAGUCGGAUGAUCAAAUUUCUUGGUACUACUGGCGUCGUGGAUUUUGAUCGGAAUGGGUCACGUCGAUCACUGCAAUUACGAAUACUUGAUUUGAGUGAGCAAGGAAUGGUUGAAGUGGGUACAUGGACCCAUAAGAAUCGUUUAUCAAUCUCUCAGCUCGGUGUGAAACAGUUAACACAGAUUCGUAAACAUUUGGUGGUAGUAACACGAGAAGAAAAACCAUAUGUAUCAAAAAAAGUGGAUAGCAAUGGUUCGGUUUACUUCGAAGGAUAUUGUAUUGAUAUGCUCGAUGAAAUAGCUCGACGAUUGAACUUCAAUUAUUCGAUUCGUAUUGCAGACAAUGCUGCAUAUGGAAAAGAGGAUGAAAAUGGCCAAUGGACAGGUAUUAUUGGCGAACUAACCCGUCGAACCGCUGAUUUAGGUAUAGGAGCAUUAACAAUAACAUACCCACGUGAACAAGUUAUCGAUUUUACUAAACCCUUUAUGACAUUUGGCAUAACAAUCUUAUUUCGAAAACCUUUGAGAAAUCGACCAAAUUUAUUUGCUUUCCUGGCACCGUUAACACUCGAAGUCUGGCUCUGUAUGGCCAUGGCUUACAUUGGUGUUAGUAUAUUUCUUUUCUCCAUGGCCCGUUUUUCACCAUACGAAUGGCAAAGUCCGUACUCGUGUAAACGUAAUAGUGAAUAUUUAAUCAAUCGAUUUACAAUCGUCAACUGUUUUUGGUUUACUAUCGGUUCGCUAAUGAAGCAAACGAUUGACUAUGGCCCUCGUUCGGUUUCUACUCGUGUCUUGAUCGGUUCUUGGUGGUUCUUUUCGUUGAUUAUGAUCGCUUCUUAUACAGCUAAUCUUGCUGCUUUUCUCACGACAAAACGAUUGAAAUCGCCCAUUGAUGAUAUUGAAGCAUUAGCUAAACAAACUGAUAUAAAAUAUGGUGCUUUGAAAGGGGGCAGCACUGAACAAUUUUUCCGAAGCUCAAAGAUUCCAACCUACGAAAGAAUGUGGUAUUACAUGUCUUCACGGCCGGAAGUAUUUCCAGAAACAACAGAAGAAGGUAUUGAAUGGGUCAAGAAGCGUAAUUAUGCUUUUCUGCUGGAGUCAGCUACGAAUGAAUAUAAUGUACAACGUAAUUGUGAUCUUAUGCAAGUUGGUGGUCUGAUAGAAUCAAAAAGUUAUGGCAUUGGGACAACGCAUGGUUCGCCGUACCGGGAUCGCAUAUCGAAUGAGAUAUUGCAAUUGCAAGAGAAUGGUUAUCUUGAUCAGCUGUAUCGAAAAUGGUGGAAAGAACGGAAUGUGCGUAUUGGAUGUGAUGAUGCUGAUUUUGAUCAACGAAAGAAAUCCUAUACGAAUGAACUCGAUUUAAAGAAUAUCGGUGGUAUUUUCGUCAUGUUGAUAGUCGGCCUUUCGUUUUCAUUUAUUGUUACAUCUCUUGAAUUUUAUUUCAAAGCAAAACGUCGUCGACUACUAGAUGGAAAAUCAACAACAAUUAAAGAACGUCUCAAACACGAUCUGCAUUUUGCUCUCUGCACCAGUUGCACAUCAAGUCGGCCGACUUUUGUUCACGAGAAAGAAAAUCCGGAUAAAGCGAUCAUUCAUGAUGAAAUUUUCGGCGACUUCCAUACCAAAUCGAAUAGUAUACAAAGCCUACCUCGAGGAUCAGCUUCAACACGUGAUCAUGAUCAUAUUGCACUUGUGCCAGUCAACCAUCUACCUCGUCAUCGUGUCACUUAA
Molecule: messenger RNA, 2925 nt
Organism: Adineta ricciae
Lineage: Eukaryota; Metazoa; Rotifera; Eurotatoria; Adinetida; Adinetidae
Source: the annotation of a GenBank genome assembly